AUGUCCACUAGUACCAGCAAACCCCGUCUGUACUACAUGCUGGAGUCGCCGCCCUGUCGCACGGUGAUGGCCAUCGCCCGACUGAUCGGCGUCGAGCUGGAGCUGAAGCGAGUCGACCUCAGCAAGAAGGAGCAGCUCAAUGAGGAGUUUGUCAAGGUGAACCCCUUUCAUGUGGUGCCCACGCUGGAGGACAGCGACGGCUUUGUGGUGUGGGAGUCGCGGGCCAUCGCCGCCUACCUCAUUCNGGUGCCCACGCUGGAGGACAGCGACGGCUUUGUGGUGUGGGAGUCGCGGGCCAUCGCCGCCUACCUCAUUCAAUCGAGAGGCGGCAAGGAUAAUCCAAAGGCUGAAGAGCUCUACCCGUCCGAGCUGAAGAAGCGCAUCACCGUCGACAAGUUUCUGCAGUACGACCUGGGCACACUCUACCGAGCUAUCUCCGAUGUCGUGUACGGCAUCUUCACCACCGGGCAGCUGAACGCCGAGAAGGUGCCCCGACUGGAGGAGGUGCUGAAGACGCUGGAGUCCUACAUCAGCGGCUCCGGGGGCCCCUUCCUGACCGGCGACCAGGUGACGCUGGCCGACGUCAGCAUCAGCCUCUCGCUGACGAUGCUCGACCUGGUGCCGCCGGUGGACCUGGCCGCCAGCUACCCGGCGGUGGCCGCCUGGAACGCCAAAGUGGAGGGCGGCACGCUGAAGGCGGUGAACAAGGACGGCAAGUUCACCGAGGCGCGCGCCAACAUGAAGGCAUACGCGCAGAUGCUCAAGGAGAAGGCGCUCAGCGGUGCUCACUAA
Rhagoletis zephyria (snowberry fruit fly) is the source of this 792-nucleotide messenger RNA. NCBI's taxonomy places the organism in Eukaryota, Metazoa, Arthropoda, Insecta, Diptera, Tephritidae. The record is from RefSeq and is a predicted model, not a curated record.